This is a messenger RNA of Rhizophagus irregularis DAOM 181602=DAOM 197198, 1194 nucleotides long. The record is from RefSeq and is a predicted model, not a curated record. NCBI's taxonomy places the organism in Eukaryota, Fungi, Glomeromycota, Glomeromycetes, Glomerales, Glomeraceae.
AUGGUACACUUUAAAGCUACACCUUUAUUUCAAAUACGUUUAGAUGAUGAUUCUUUGAUAAUGCGUGGAUCGAAAGCGGAAUCUGUUGGCUGUGUCCUCCGUGGUCAACUUGUUUUGUUCAUAACUGAACAAACAAAAUUCAAAGAAAUAAGAUUGACUUUUCAAGGAAAAUCUAAAGUUGGCUGGGUUGAUGGUAAAUAUAUCAGUAUAGGAAAAGGUCAAUAUCAUCAUAGCGAAGAAAAAAUUAUAUUUCAACACGAUUGGACCUUCUUACCAGCAGGAAAGCAAUGUCACGUGCUAAAUCCCAACAAUUAUCAUUGGGAUUUUGAAUUGAUACUCCCAGGUACUUUACCUGAGACGAUUGAAGGAUGUCCUCAUGGAAGUUUAAAUUAUAGUUUAAAAGCGGUAGCAGAAAGAAAUACUUUUGCUCUUAAUUUACGCGCUAAAAGGAAUGUUACUAUAAUGAGAAGUAUAUUACCGAGUUCAAUGGAAUUCACUCAAUCUGUAACCAUGGCGAAUACUUGGAGUGAUAAGAUUGAAUACGAAUUUUCCGCUGGUGCAAAAAUUUUUAGUCUCGGUGAAAAAAUUCCAUUAACGAUUAAUUUAAGAUCAUUAGACAAUGAUCUUAAAAUUCGUGAAAUCAUAUGUGUAUUUAGAGAAUAUGCCACCUAUACAAUUGGUCAAAAUCAAAAAACCGAUUCAAAGGAAAUAGAAACUAUUAUUCGAAAAAAUCCUUCUCCGCAUGAAGACACUUGGAAUCUUUCCAUGGAAGCAUUAGUUCCAAAUGAGUUACCACAUUGUCUUUAUGAUUCACAAAAUGAUGUGAUUCGUAUUAGGCAUAAAUUAAGAUUUUUUGUAACUUUAUAUAAUCAAAAAAGUGAACUGAACUAUGAAUUAAGAGCUAGUUUACCAAUAAUAAUCACUCUUAAUAAUGAUAGUUUGUAUUUACCCGCUUAUCAUGAAAAUUAUUUUUCAGAUGAUGAUAUUUUUGAUCCCUCUUUAUCUCGAUGUGGUUCACCAGUUUCAUCUAAUUCAUCUACUUUUUCUUCACCUUGUUGUUCUUUUGAUGAAUCUUUAAGCAUAAUUGAAGACAUGAACAAAUUACCUUCUUAUCAUAGUAUCUUUUCCCAUAUACCUAUUCCCCUUGCUGAUUCUUUACCACCAACCUAUGAUGAUUCUAUGAAUGGUCAUUAA